UUUUUAUAUUUGGGUCGCAGUGGCCGGAAUGAAGAGACAAAAAUAAAAAAAAUUCCUCAUUUCCUCGUCCCAAUGUCGAUGCAAGGUCGUGGGCCUCGUGGCUCGUGGUUCAUGUAUAUGUGCAUAUUUCCUGACACGACUGGCGACCUCAUCAGCUUCCACCAAAGUACAGAGAGAGUUCCACAGGUCAUUCUACAAAUAUUCCAAUGCAAACUUUUCAAACCUCCGCGUUUUCUAGCAGCCGUUGACAAAGUCUGUCUUUGAUACCCGUUCCACACUUCAGGAUCUGUGCUUGCAGUUUUCUGGGUUUGUGAUUGACUUACUAAGAAUUUAAAUAAAGGCUGUGUUUAUUUGUUACAAUUGUAUGCUGGAGCUGUGAAUUUGAAGAGGUUUUGUGGAAUUAAUUAGUUUAUAUUCGAAGGCUGUCGUAGAUAGGACAAAUUGGGCUGAGUUGACUUUUAAGUAUUUGUAAUUUGAUGUUCCUAUAAUAAGACAUACAGAAGAUGAUUGUAAGGAAACACAUGGGGCGUGCGUCUCCAAUACUUUUGCUGCUUUUGACACUUGUGUUUUUCUUUGCAACUUAUAAUUUGUUAACUCUGAUAAUACGCAACAAAGCUUCCAAUUUGGGGAGUUGGGUGGUGGAUGGGGGGAAGAGAUCAGGGGAUUUGAAUUCAAAAUUUCAUGUUGCCCUUACGGCAACCGAUGCUCCUUAUAGCCAAUGGCAGUGUCGUAUUAUGUACUACUGGUAUAAGAAGGUAAAAGACAUGCCCGGAUCUGACAUGGGAAAGUUUACCCGAAUUUUGCAUUCUGGAAGUCCAGACAAGUUGAUGAAGGAGAUUCCAACUUUUGUGGUUGAUCCUCUUCCAGAGGGCUUGGAUCGGGGUUAUAUUGUUCUAAAUAGACCAUGGGCUUUUGUGCAAUGGCUGGAGAAAGCAACAAUUGAAGAAGAAUACAUUCUAAUGGCAGAGCCUGAUCACAUUUUUGUAAAACCUCUACCUAACUUGGCACAUGGAAUUCAACCAGCAGGAUUUCCUUUUUUCUACAUUAAACCAGCUGAGCAUGAGAAAAUAAUUAGGAAAUUUUAUCCCAAGGAGAAUGGUCCUGUGACUGAUAUUGAUCCAAUUGGCAAUUCUCCUGUAAUUAUUAAAAAGUCCUUGCUGGAGGAAAUUGCUCCCACAUGGGUUAAUGUUUCCUUGACAAUGAAGGAUGAUCCAGAGACUGAUAAGGCUUUUGGAUGGGUGCUUGAAAUGUAUGCAUAUGCUGUAGCAUCUGCAUUGCAUGGUGUGCGGCAUAUUCUGUAUAAAGACUUUAUGAUACAGCCUCCAUGGGAUCUCGAAGUGGGAAAGAACAACAUCAUCCAUUAUACUUACGGAUGUGAUUAUAAUUUAAAGGGAGAACUAACAUAUGGAAAGAAAGGCGAAUGGCGUUUUGACAAGAGAUCAUAUCUUAGUGGUCCUCCACCAAGAAAUCUCUCCUUACCCCCUCCAGGGGUUCCUGAAAGUGUGGUAAGACUUGUAAAGAUGGUGAAUGAGGCUACUGCAAAUAUUCCUGGAUGGGACACAUUAACCAGUGACUGACCAAAAGGAAGAUAAUAAGCCCAUGGCUCCUUUGUUUCGGUACUGAUCGAUAUCAGUGACUGCCAGCGGAGCCAUUAUUGAAACGAAUUGCAUAUAACAAAAUGAAGGGUAUAGGUAAAGGAAAGGAAUGGCUUUGAUGAAUCAAGCAAUGGAUCUUUUUCUAGAAAACAAUUUUUGACAUGUAAACAUGAAGGGCACUAUUCUUUUGUAUAUCCACGUGUUAGGUUUAUUAGAUGAGGUUUUGUUUUGAGCC
This is a messenger RNA of Alnus glutinosa, 1830 nucleotides long. RefSeq names its product hydroxyproline O-arabinosyltransferase PLENTY-like. The coding region runs from base 504 to 1577 and encodes 357 amino acids. The transcript has 9 exons. Gene Ontology annotation, molecular function: glycosyltransferase activity. Lineage: Eukaryota; Viridiplantae; Streptophyta; Magnoliopsida; Fagales; Betulaceae. The record is from RefSeq and is a predicted model, not a curated record.